Caenorhabditis elegans is the source of this 484-nucleotide messenger RNA. RefSeq lists its product as uncharacterized. The record is from RefSeq and is marked reviewed. Lineage: Eukaryota; Metazoa; Nematoda; Chromadorea; Rhabditida; Rhabditidae. Bases 83 to 442 code for a protein of 119 amino acids. The transcript is spliced from 3 exons.
UCUUUCCAAUGAUAAUCGGAAACAAUCAUUCCUUUUUUGAAACAGAAAAUCAAAAAAUUAUUGAUUUUUUUUCUAUAAAAAUAUGGCAACUUUUAUGGAAGGAGAAAUUAUCGAGGAGAUUCUACAUGAAGACAGUAUUGUCAUCAUGAACGAGACGAUUAUUGUUGACAUGUGGAAUGUGAACGCAACGACUGGACCAACUAUUAUUUCAGCGAAAAAGGAGCAAUUGUAUGAGUCAUUGAUACUUUCUGGCAGUGCUAUAAUUUUCAUUUUGCUGGCAAUAUUAAUCCUUUACUACAUAAAAACUUCUCGUUACUAUCGUCACUGGUGGCGUGGACGUCAAUGUGAAAAAGCGGCGAAAAAAGAGGAAAAAGCGAGAUUGAAGGCAAAAGUUGAACGAGAGAAGUUGGAACAGGAGGAUGAGGAAGAAUAUUCGGUUUAAUUCGGAUUUUUCACGAAUGAAUAAUAAAAAUAGUACUUUAUA